Pyrgilauda ruficollis (rufous-necked snowfinch) is the source of this 897-nucleotide messenger RNA. It is a transcript of the gene POU2AF2, whose product is annotated as chromosome unknown C11orf53 homolog. Gene Ontology annotation, molecular function: POU domain binding; DNA binding. NCBI's taxonomy places the organism in Eukaryota, Metazoa, Chordata, Aves, Passeriformes, Passeridae. The transcript is spliced from 4 exons. The record is from RefSeq and is a predicted model, not a curated record. Bases 1 to 897 code for a protein of 298 amino acids.
AUGAAUUUGCUGCUCUGUGCUUUCCCUGAACUCUGCAUUCCCUCAGUCCCUGCAGAUUUUGGCAAACGGGUGUACCAAGGAGUGCGAGUGAAGCACACGGUCAAGGAUCUCCUGGCUGAGAAGCGAUCCCGGCAGAGCAGCGGCUCCCGCUUCAGCGGCAGCACCAGCACAGCACCGUCACCCUUUGGCCAAAUGCCAGGCUCACCCACCACGGCUGGUUACUACGGCGUCCGCAGAUCCUUCCCGACCGAGCUGGAUUUCCACAGCACCAAGCAGUUUGUCAGCGAUGCCUAUCCCUCCCCUCUGGGCUCCAAACCCUUCCCCUGUGACCCCUCUGCCCCCCAGGGCUACCCAGCCCUCCUGGAGCCCUAUCUCAGCGAGCAGUUCGGGGAUCACCGUGCUCCUCCUGUCCCAGCUGCCACCAGCUCCUUCUUCAGCGCUCCGGCCGUGCCCCCUCUCCUGCCAUCCUUCCCCAACGACACGGGGCAUUUCCUGCUCAGAGAGCCCUGGGAGCAGCCCUCACCCGAAAGCCUCAGCCAGCCUGACAGUGCCUGCUCAGAGCCUCUGCAGCCGCUCCCUGCCACCUCCAGCUGCCUCUCCCUGACUGAAUCUGGAGCUGCUGCCCCGUUCCGAGGCUCAGGUUGGACCCCAGCCCUCCCUGGAGCCCAGCACUACCCUCUGCACCCCCUUGAAGAUGCUCACUACUCCCCCAGCUGUGCAGCCACCUCGCCCUACAGCUUGUCCCCGUUCAUGGCCGUGGCCAGUGAGCCCUCCAGGAUGAGCCACCUGUGCCCUGAGCCACCCUCGGAGCCACCACACCUUCCCGAGCACUCUGCCUGGGCCAAAGAGGAUGGAAGUGCCCUCUGGGGGACUUAUGAAGGCAGGAGACCUUACUGA